Messenger RNA from Eimeria necatrix, 336 nucleotides. RefSeq lists its product as hypothetical. The coding region runs from base 1 to 336 and encodes 111 amino acids. The transcript has 2 exons. Lineage: Eukaryota; Apicomplexa; Conoidasida; Eucoccidiorida; Eimeriidae. The record is from RefSeq and is a predicted model, not a curated record.
AUGUCUGGGCAAAUUGUGCCGGAGACAGAUUUGCGAAUUCUGGACUGCAGGCCGCUGCAGCUGCAGCUGGACCACUCCGUCCACUCCAACACGUUGCUGCAGCAGCAGCAGCAGCAGCAGCAGCAGCAGCAGCAGUGGCAGCAGUGGCAGCAGCAGCAGCAGCAGUGGCAGCAGCAGCAGCAGCAGUGGCAGCAGCAGCAGCAGCAGUGGCAGCAGCAGCAGUGGCAGCAGUGGCAGCAGUGGCAGCAGCAGCAGUGGCAGCAGCAGCAGCAGCAGUGGCAGCAGCAGCAGCAGCAGCAGCAGCAGCAGUGGCAGCAGCAGCAGUGGCAGCAGUAG